GUUUUGUGCAAGAGAGAUUUCGGCUCGGAUAUAAGACCCUCAUCGACGCUUUAAACGAAAGUGAGAAACUAUUAUAUUGCUUACAUUUUAAUUCUUGGUAUUUAUUUUCUGUGUUUUUGAAGAUGAAAUACCAGAAAGGCCUAGAGUAAAGUCCCGGAGACAAUAAGUUCGUAGAAACAGAUCGGUGUGGAAUGAACCAAAUGCGAAGUGACAAAUCUCCGUUUAACAUGUUUAAAAUAGGCCUAGAUGUCGCGGGUAGGCCUACUUAGUGAACCAAGGAGAUCUCGUAUUGAUUGCAUGCAGAGCAGUAGGAGUAAUUGUUUUGCCAUGGACACAAGGCUGCAUGCUCCGCUCUCUGCCGCUGUGCUGAGACAUGGAGGCCCUGUAUAUAAGUGGAAGGCUCAAUCAAUUAUGGAUCAGAGAGCAUGAGUAGUGACAACAAGAAGCAUCGAUGUUACUCGCUUGCUAUGGGAAGCACCUGCUGAAGGUUUAUAUAUAUAUAUAUAACCAGCAACAACCCAACAACAACAACAACAAAAAAAGAAGUAAUAUAUCCGCCAAAUUACCUACACUUAAUACUCUUCCAUCCGACACCAGCUUCAAUACGAUGAGACCAAAGUGGAACAUUUCCCUGGCUCUUUUUCUGUACUGUUUAGGAGGACAAGUUUUGGCUUGGCAGAAAUGUCCGUUUAGAGGAGCGAUUAAUUCUGAUUCAUCAGUUUUCUACUUUGGGGAACCCAUCAACCUAAACUGUACCCUGGACCCAGGAAACGAGAAUCAACUUUUAAGCGAGAGCAAGCUGUUUUUUAUGUCAUCGAAACUGGAGGAGGGCCAGGAUGACCGGACAUUGUAUGGGCGCCCCCUGGUAGAUUCCCUCCGCCUAGGAAUCGCUAUAGUUGACCUCGUGAAUCAGACGGCCUCCAAAGACAAUAAGUACAUGCAUUACAUGUGCAUGUAUAAUCAGGACCUCGAAGAAAAAGACCCGUGCACUGUGGCCCACUUCUUUGUGGAGAUUGAUUACAAACCUCUGCCCCCCAAGUCUGGCAGCUGUGUCACGUAUAACUGGGAGCGGAUUGAAUGUUACUGGGACCUGUCUGUGGAGUACAGGCAGCUUCACGGGAUCACCGACACGUCUGUGGAUUACAGUCUUACGACUGAGAAAUGGACCAGUUGUCCAUCUUUGAAAGUGUCCGGCAGAAAUCUGACCUGCAUCAUACAGGAGGGUAAAAACGAUGUGUUAUUCAUGGGCCAAUACUAUUUCCACCUGGUUGUGAACAACACCAAGACUCUAGACUCGGUGUCCAGCGAAAAAAAGAUCAUGUCUACAGAUAUUGUGAAACCAGCUAAGGUGUAUUCAGUUUCCGCCAUGGCCAAUAAAACAUCCAUUCAUUUAAAAUGGAGUGUAGAAAAGAUCAAUUGGCCUCAGUUGUUUAGGAUUCGCUAUACUGUUACCCCUGUCCGAGACCAAAACCCUGACUGGCAGGAGGUAAAUACUACAGAAACCCAAGUAGUGUUGCAAGAUCUGAAGCCAUUUACGGAGUACACCAUCUGGAUAGCUGCCAUCCCAUUGGUCAGAAACCAGUCCAAAGGCUUCUGGUCCGAUAUCAGAUCAAUCGUGAACAAAACAAAGCAAGAUGUCCCCAGUGAUGUACCAAAACUGGACCCUGGAUUCUAUGCCUGUGUUGACACUAACUGUACAGCAGUAAGGAUCUUUUGGAAGAAAAUCAGCGAUGACUCAAAGAAUGGCAUAAUUACAAAAUACAGGAUAAUCUCAAAGUUUAACAAGACACAGACCCCACCCCAGUUCAUAGAAAAUCCCUCUGCCACCAGUCACCUGGUUCCAGUGAACAACAAGUACAGUACCAAGAUACUGCUGAAUGUGGCCACAGAGGUGGGCUUCUCCACCAAGAGCGAUUCCUCCCUCAUAGUCCCCCCUCUUGGUCAGGGUCCCCCAUUCCCAGAGAACAUCAUUGUCGAGGCUCAGCAGGCUAAAUUUAUCAAUAUAUUGUGGACAUCACCAAGCAUUCACAGUGGUACCAAGACCUACUUCAUUACCAAUUAUUCAGUUGUAUGGUGUAUUGGAGAUCAGACUGGUUGUAAGGGAGAAAUAGAUUCAGAGAUUGUCCGGGCUGAAAAAGGGAAAGAACAUUACUGGACAAAUUUGACCCUCUCCGAUUCCUUUGAAAUGUUUGCCUUUGGGAUUUCUGUGGAUGCUUAUAUGAAAAAAAAUGGUCGCUUUAUCAGCAGUGGCAUUAGAUGGAACCAGUGUGCUUAUGCUGCCGAUGCUGUACCUGAUGAGCCAGUGAACAUCAACCCUGUCAUUGAAGAUCCAGGGGUCAGCAAUAACUCAAUGCUAUUCACCUGGACCCACUACACCUGUCAGAAACAUGGCGUCGGUCCCGUCCUCAACUUCACAGUGGAAGUGUGCACUGUAGAUAAUGAAACCAAAAAUUGCCAAGAGCCACCACGAGUCAAGGUGCUCAAUGGGAGUGAGACCUCAUACAGAGUCAAAAACUUGGAGAGCGGAAAGAACUACAUGAUCACUGUGACUGCCGGAUUCAAUGGAGGCAGUUCACCACCCGCCCAAUACCAAUUUCGAUCAUUUUCUAGCUUAACUAUAGAGGAGGCUAAUAAAGGUACUGAGGGGGGUGUUCCCUUGGGCGUCAUUAUUGGGACUCUGGUGGCAGUGUUCGCAGUGGCAGGGUUUAUUUUUAUUGCUUGGAGAAUCAGGCGCUGUUUAAGAACACCUGAAAUGGAAAUAGAACUGCCAACUGUAAAAUCUGGAGAAAAAUCCAUUUCCAACCACACUGAAAAUGUGCCUUUACUGUCGUCUGGGAACGAUACCCCCUCAAAAGUACAAAACGGGGGCGUGAAAUCUGUCAACAUGCUGGAAAACCCUUACUACCUGUCCAGCCAAGACUACUCUGGUCAUGAACGCAAUAAAAGUCUGAAUUACACCGAGUAUUCCUACAUCACCAGUGACUCGGGGGUGCAUACAGAAACUGCCAAUUUUAAUAAUUCCCAUGCUGCCCCCAGUAGUGCACCAAAUGGUUCAGCAGUUGGUGCAGAGGGAAUGUCAGGUGAUGACACUCCUUAUCCGCAGUCCGAACAUGCUACAUCUACCAAUUUGACGUCUGCCUCUAUUACUUCUGCAGAUUUGGACUCCUAUUCCAAAGCGGCUGAACCCCAGAGCGAUCAUUCUGCCGCCACUUUGUCUUGUGAAAAUAUCUCUGCUUAUGUGAGUGCCUCGCCUGGCUCGCAUAACAAUGACUCCUCUGCUCCCGCUGGAGUAAAUGAAUUUGGUUAUUGUCCAAAUGUGUAGUGCACCGGUACAUUGUGGCAUUAUAUCUGCCACUGCAGCCAUGCUGGAGUGAAUUGAGGCCUUGAUCUGUUUUCUUCUCAGGGUUUUUUAAGUGCAUUAGCAAGCAUGCUUGUAGAAUGAUACAUUGGAGGUACAUUUACUGGAAUUGACAUGAGAUAGGGUGCUUACCUUAGCUACCGGUAAACAAGUCAGAUGUAGCCAUCCACAGCAGAGCAUGCAUUGCAAGGACCGAACCAAAACCACAUCUGUAUAGGGUACAUCUGUGUUGCCUCGUUAUGAAAAUAAAACCCUCUGCAAUGUUGUGAGCUUGUAAGCUGCAU
Messenger RNA from Magallana angulata, 3642 nucleotides. RefSeq names its product interleukin-6 receptor subunit beta-like. Bases 452 to 3322 code for a protein of 956 amino acids. NCBI's taxonomy places the organism in Eukaryota, Metazoa, Mollusca, Bivalvia, Ostreida, Ostreidae. Gene Ontology annotation, molecular function: cytokine receptor activity; cytokine binding. The record is from RefSeq and is a predicted model, not a curated record. Gene Ontology annotation, biological process: cytokine-mediated signaling pathway. The transcript is spliced from 17 exons. Gene Ontology annotation, cellular component: signaling receptor complex; external side of plasma membrane.